Messenger RNA from Amoebophrya sp. A120, 5215 nucleotides. The record is from the annotation of a GenBank genome assembly. NCBI's taxonomy places the organism in Eukaryota, Dinophyceae, Syndiniales, Amoebophryaceae.
UGCUUGUAAAGUUUUUUCAUCUUUUAUUUGACCCGCAAUUGUUCCAUUCCUAUCAGUACUACCGCAGCGAAGUGCAACUUGCAGGAGAGGACCAGGAGACAUAAUUUGGAAAUGGCGAGCCUGCAGGAGCGGACCGCUCCUGCCGCGGAGCGCUUAAUCCAGUCCUUGCUCGAGCGCAAUACCGUGAGGAAAAAUCCCCCCUUCCAAUGAUAUUAAUUGAAAUGGAAAUCGGUGAUGAUCCAGGACUUGUGUAUUGAUGUAGAGGCGGACCACUGCAGGUGGAUGCAAGGCCUGGGCAGGGGUGUUUUGAGGUAGGCACUACGCAGGCCGCUCUCUGUCGAGUUGUAGGUCUAACAGCGUCAGCACAAAUCGCUUCCGUAAAAAUGCACCGGGCUGGCUGGAGUGGCCCUGCUCUUGGUCUUGCAAGACAGACGCGAUCAUCUGAGGUCACAAAUCAGCGUUGCAAAUUUAUUUUAGGAGCAUAUGGCUGUAUUUCAGAGCAGGGGGGGCUUAUUUUUCCUCACAAUACGGAAGGCGGGCGAGCUAGACGAAAAGCGGGCGCAGCGCAUGAGCAGUAUCAUCGAAGGCAUUUCUCUUCAUCAGGGGCGCAUGAUGUUGCUGGCGGGCCGUCAACCGAAUACAACGUCUGACAUGGUGAAGCCAGGAGAACUGUCUUCUACUUGUUCGCCUUCUUCUCCUUCCGCGGAACUGCACCACCAGGCCAGCGCGCGGUGGUCCCAAGCAGCGAAGCAAGUGAAGCGGCGCAUCUCCGGGGGCACGGAGGAUUUGGACGCUAGUAACAAACUCCUAUCUUCGCGGGGACUUAAUACGGGACGAGCUGGAAAGGGCCUUCCUGCCGGAGUUGGAGGAGCUGGGCUGCGCGAGACAGUUGCCGCAGUGGCAGCUGCUUCGCCGAACAAUCCCAGCCCAGCACUGGAUUUUUCAUUAUCUACUUCGCAAUUCCGGGCAAGAAGUAGUGCCGCCCUGUCGUCCACCAAAAUAAACACAAUGCCCUCGUCUACUUCCGUCAAACGGCAAUACAGCACCCGCGGAGCUGCCCAGGGACUGCAACCGGAGCAGAACCUCCUCUGCCCGGCCGACAUCUUCAACUACGUGGCCUUCGGGCAGGGUUCGCUCCGGCCGGACUCCCCGGAGGUGCAAGUCGCGACGGUGCUGUCUGGGGAUGGUGCGCAGCACGUCGAGGAGGCCCAGGAGCGGCAGCUACAAACCGAGCGCGCUUCCCGGGGCUUCAGCACCGCCGGACCGGGAAACCAGCACGCCCUGGACCUGGUGCGGCAGCGGUUCGGAGAGGAGAACUACGCGUGGCCCCCGCGGGGGUCUUCGAGUGUAGUUCUGGGUGGACAUCAACAACAUGGGCAGCAAGUGAACAACAUCCCGACACCUCCUGCUCCAAAGGAGGUCGACGAAAUAAAAUCACAGCUGGGGACAGGAACUACAACAAACGUAGUACGCAAGAACACGAUCAUGGCCGCUCCGCCUGCAGCUCCUUCGACCAGCAGGUUCAGCGACCGUAUCCACGAAGUGCUGGCUCGCAACAGGGAGUUGCUACCCACUAAAAUCCUCGUAGAGCAACAUGAUAAUGAUAAAAAGUACGACCAGACGGCGAAAGAAAAUAAUGACAAUAAUCUCCCAGAAGAUAGUAAAAAUCCGAGCAGCACGGACUUCUACACGACAAUGCCGUCUGCCCCGGUGAAGACUUUUUUUCCGUCUCUCGCUCCGGCUAUCCCUUCCACGCUACAUAUUCACCUGAACGAGCAGAACCAAGUAACCGCGGGAAGUACAACUAGUAGAAGAACCUCUCCUCGUAGUAGUAGAGCCAGCCCGGUUCAUCUUACAUCCUUCCGUGACGGCGCCAGUCCACCUUCUCACGCCGUCCAGAUCCAGACGGUACAUGACCGAACUAUGACCUGCUCAAACGUUACAAUCUCAAACGUUACAAUAGAGUUUGGAUUUUGCCUUGCAUGACGAGCAUGACAGACUCGGACAGCAUUCCACUUUCUGCAGUACAAAUUUCGCCAGAUUGUAGUGCGGUUUGGGACUGCGGAACUUGUCAUGCGCAAACCUAUGAGAGUUGGCUACAUAAUGCAUCCAUUGCAUCACAGAUCUCGAUAUUCUAUUGUAACGUUUGAGAUUGUAACACCUGAGCAGGUUAUACGAACGGGAGACCAUGUAACCGUCUCCGUACCGAUAAAAACGGGACACACGGCGCGACCUCUAGUUAAUACUAGCCGGCAAAGCCCAAUUCCGGCGAGCCCAAUUUCGCGGCCGCGCGCGACGUUCUUGACCGUGGAUGACCCAACCGGAAAAAUUCCGCAGCUCAUGCCGUGCCACAGCAGUCCGCGGCCGCUCCGCGCGGGUUCUAGAAGUAGUUCUUUGGAGCGCAUUCGGCACGGUAAUAAACCGGUCGUGACCUCGGUGUUUGGUGCGGAUGGUGCGAUGGUGACGUAUGGCAAACCGGCCUUGCUUAUCAAAUGUAAAAAUGUCUGGGUCGGGAAGAAUGCAACUUGUGAUGCUGUCUCUGCAUUAUACAAAAAUCUGUAUUGCAUGACCAGCAAGAGGGCUCCAGUUUGUGCUACAUGGAGGGGGUAUUUCUCAUGCGGGAUAGGCAUCAGAAAGCCCGCUGAAAAUCUGUGAUGCCAGGCUAUGCAUUAGUUAUGCGUCAUGUAAAAUCUGCAUGACAUCCAGACCCAGACAUUUUUACAUUUGAUAUUGCUGCAGCCCACGUUGCGCUCGCCGUCGAUGCGCGCGGGGGCCUCCGCAGCUUCGAGUGCAGCGAAGAAGUCUACUUCACGGUGGAGUACAACUAGCCCGGGGGCGAGGAGCGGGCGAGGGUCGGCGGGUGCCUCUUCACCGGCACUGUUCAGUCACCAGAGCUAUCAAAUGUGAAAAUGUCUGGGUCUGGAAACUUGUGACGCUGGGUGGCGUCUCAUGAUGAGGCCACAAGUGCUGGCUCAGCAUGACAAGUUUCUGAGCUUCUAGGUGUUGCCUAUUCUGCAUGACAAACUGCGUUUCUGCAUCACAGAAAAGUGGGGCUCUUGGGUAACGUGCAUGACAGAUUUAAGAGUCAUGCCAGACAAGCAUGACAAACAUGCAUUCUUCCAGACCCGCCAGACAUUUUUGCAUUUGAUAAGAGCUUCGUGGGGCAGGACGAAGCGACCGUGCUCCAGCAGCGGGCCGCAAAGCGGAAGCGGCAGGAAGAGUUGCGGGCGAGCAAAAAGUAUGCAUUGCAAAUAUGUCUGGGUCUGGAAGAUUGCGAGAUUUGUCAUGCUAGUUUGGCAUGACUCUUAACUCUGUAUUGCGUGCCCAGGAAUAGCCCCUCUUGUCUGUCAUGCAGAAACACUGUUUCUCAUGCGGAAUAGGCAACACAGAGCCGCGCAAAAAAUCUGUCAUGCUUGGCGGUGCAUUACAGUGCGCUUUCUAUUCACUGGCAUGCAUCACAAAUUUCCAGACCCAGGCAUAUUUGCAUCUCAUAAUAAGUUCACGAACAUUUUCUACGGGUCGGAGUCUCUGUUCCACGGCGCGGAUCUCUCCGUGCGGAGCCCCACGCAACUGGAGUACCAGAAAAGGCUCGAGGAAGAGGAGAAAAAAGAUGAAACAUCGAGUCGGAACACCUUCACAUUGACGAAGCAAGUUGGAGAACAAGAAGAAGAAGAAGACCUUGCUGCGAAUGGUACAACCGCAAACAACGAAAAAAAUCACGACAUAUUUUUCGCACACCCGGAAAUUGAAACUUUCGCGCAAAAAACGCCGGGGAGUGCUGCAGGGGCGAACGAAGCAAAGACAGAGAGUAGUAGAAGAACCACAUCAGUAGCAGCAGAAGUUUCCCGAAUCGAGCAGAUUCUCGCCAGCAGUCCAGCUGCGACGUCGACACUUCCUUCGGUGGAUGAAAAAUUGAAGCAGGAAGACAUUACAACAGGAAAAAUCCCGGCAACCAAGAACUCUUUUCCUCCAGCCGAACAAAGUUCUAGCAUCAAACCCGACGGCGCAGUAGAACUUCAGCAGGAAAAAAACGAAGGUGGAAUGACGCCCGAGAUCAACAAAGCUGGGGAUGACUUUCAUCUUCAAUUGGGACAGAACUUGGACAAUGUCUCAGCAAGAACAAAAAAGAGGUUCUCGGUCGGUGCUGCGGGUUCCGUGACAGUCGUUCCAACGAGUGUAGUAGAGAAAACUAGUACCGGCGAUCAUCUUGAUCUAGAACUACUUCGAGAAGAUGACGCUGAAGCAGGGGGAAGCAGCACGUUGGAAACGGAGGUAGAAGAUGAAACAAGAACUGGUGCAGCAGCGCCACCUUUGUCCACCUCGGCAGCUUCAUCUGCGAAAGUAGAGCGUCAACAACAUCUCCACCACAUUGUUCAACACGACGGCGCGAGCCGGCUCUAUUUUUACCAAGAACAAAAGACAAGUUCUGGCACUGAAGAUCAGGUAGAGCUGCACGACGAGGACGACGGCAACAGGGGGCAGCGCGAAGAACCUACUGCGGUUGUUCUUGAGAAUAUCAUGAGUGGCAAAAAAGCUGAAAUAAGCACUUUUGCUACUGCGGAUCCACAACAAGAGCACAACCCCUUGCCUUCAAACUCGAGCACCGACAAACACACCUCCCGCAGCGAAGCGCAUUUCGUCGCCAGGAUAAAGAAAAAGGUACUUUUCUUGAACUGAUUCUUUCCAUGAUGAGUAUGUUUCAUUUAUUGUUUCAACGCACUGUACCUGUAGUCACUGCUCCUCGAUUCGUGUAGAGUUUUUGUUUCACUAUCACUAGCGUUGUUGCUUCUAUCACAGGUCGCGAAGACCCGGCCCGACGUCCCAGAGGAGUCAGUGGAAGUGGAGACUGGACAUCACGACAGUUUCGCUUUUGUCUACGGCCUCGAUCCGGCCACGAACCAGCGCGAAAUGCUGUUCGUCGCUCCGAGAAUAAAGAAGGGGGCUUCUACUUCCGGAUGAGGACGGCUAGUUUAAUAUUUCUUUGGCGGGCGGGCUUGCACUGGCUGGAAGAAUGUUGUACAUAGUGAUAGUUCUUCACUUUGCCCCUGUAAAAUGGAUUACAAAUUUGUGAUGUACAUGUAUGCCUAUCUGAACUCAACUAAGCACACCGCUUGUUGUUGAUUUUGCGACGAUACAAAUGAAAUGACGAUGUUUCGGUUUCCAUUUUGCUUGAUGCAUUCAUCAGUGUUUGAAACUGAACCAUGUGCACGAGAAA